AUGUCUGAUAUGGAGGCCGCUCUGCACACCGCACAGCACACACAGUCCAAUGGCGCUCCAUCUGUGCCUCCCACAAGUCUGAAUCCCACACCCGAGACGGGAACCCGGUACGAGCGGCCCAUUGCCGCAGCACAACAAGACGGCCUCCCCAUCAUUGACAUCUCGUCCUUCAUGGACCCCAACGGCAGCCGUGAAGCGCGCAGCAUAACCGCCAAAGCCAUCAACGCCGCCUGCAUAAACUACGGCUUCUUCUACCUUACCGGCCACGGGAUCCCGGAGUCCAAGCUCAACGACAUCAUCUCGCUGGCCCGCGAGUUCUUCGCUCUCCCGCUUGAGGAAAAAUGCAAAAUCCAGCGCUUCGAUGCUGGUAGCCCGCAGGGAGGCGACGGCGCCCGCGGAUACCAAUGCCUAGGCGAAAACGUCACGAAUAGCCUGCAGGAUAUGCAGGAGGCUAUCGACUGGUACCGUGAGUGGCCGGCGGACAAACGCGAGCCUGGCGAUGGCGGACCGGGGAGCGUCAAGAGUCUCCAGGGCGUCAAUUUAUGGCCUGAGCGGCCGGAGAGCUUGAGGCCCAUGUAUGAAGAGUAUGUGGAGCGUGUCAUGGAAGUGGGGAAGGCGGUGGUGCAUGCCAUGGGUGUAGCGCUGGACUUGGGACCUCCUCGAUCUAGUACUUCUGAUGGCAGUGCUGUAGACGAGGAAGACGAAGAGAUCUUUGUGAGGAACUGUAAGGAUUCCUUUUGGGUUAUGCGUAUGAUUGGGUAUCCGCCACUGUCUUCGCCUCCUCCUUCAUCUUCAUCCAGCAACAAGAGCAACAACAACGACGGCACGACAAACCCAGAUACAGAAGACAUAUCCCAAUUUUCCUGCGGUGCUCACACAGACUACGGCUGCGUAACCCUCCUCCUCACGGACCCCACGCCCGGCUCCCUGCAAGUCCAGCUGAAAAACGGGUCGUGGCUCAACGCCGACCCGCUCCCCGGCGCCUUUGUCGUCAACAUCGGCGACAUGAUUGAGCGCUGGACCAACGGGCUGUGGAAAAGCACGCUGCACCGCGUCAUUCACCGCGGCACGCGCUACAGAGUCAGCGUCCCGUUCUUCUACGAACCCGCGUUUGAAGCCGUCGUCAGGCCGCUGGACAAAUGCGUAAACAUGACGGUGCGGAGCACGGGCGACAAGAGAAUUCAUGCUGGAAGCACCUAUGGCGAGCACUUGCUCACUAAGGUGUUUAGUAAUUUCUACUAUAGCAAAAGGACGGAUUGGUGAAUCGAAAUUAAAAAAAAAUUCGACGGCGGAGUACUGAUGUGUGAUCAACUUUGAUAUAAAGCGC
Exserohilum turcica Et28A is the source of this 1327-nucleotide messenger RNA. RefSeq lists its product as uncharacterized. The record is from RefSeq and is a predicted model, not a curated record. The coding region runs from base 1 to 1263 and encodes 420 amino acids. The transcript has a single exon. Gene Ontology annotation, molecular function: dioxygenase activity. Lineage: Eukaryota; Fungi; Ascomycota; Dothideomycetes; Pleosporales; Pleosporaceae.